Mycena indigotica is the source of this 1554-nucleotide messenger RNA. RefSeq lists its product as uncharacterized. The record is from RefSeq and is a predicted model, not a curated record. The transcript has 3 exons. The coding region runs from base 1 to 1554 and encodes 517 amino acids. NCBI's taxonomy places the organism in Eukaryota, Fungi, Basidiomycota, Agaricomycetes, Agaricales, Mycenaceae.
AUGUUAAUGGAGCUCUUGCCCGUCGACGUCCUCUACAUCGUUCUGGACAACAUGCUACUAGAUACUACCCGGAAUCCGGACCCUCGCCACGAGGACUGCACACGAAGCUGUGCCAUAGCUCUUUCCAGCACAUGUCGUUUGCUGCGCUUCAAAACCAUCCCCUGGUUAUUCUCCGAGCUGUAUAACUGGCCCCAGAGGGCUGAAAGCCUGUGGCCGCAGUCUUUGUGGCCUCAUAUCGCGAAACUGCAUAUCCGGGACGAAACUGUCCGUAACAAGGCUCGGAUCUCUAUAUCAACCUCCUUAGCCGGGGCCACUGAAUCCAUGCCAUCUUUGACCACUGUCACCCUACGAUUGAAAACGACAAUCCCGAACUACUUGCUUAUCUCGUUGUCUAACUGCGCCACACUUUUCACGUUAUCUCUCCACCAAGCAUGCUUGGAUGGAGAUGAGUGGCCACAAAGUCUUCCGUUCGCUGCUCUGGAAACCCUCACUAUUCAAUAUGGCGGAAUUUGGGGUGUGCGUCGGAGAAGAGGCAGCUCUUAUGACCCGGAACGGGAGCAGCGCAAUAUUCACCAGCUCUUAAAAGCCGUCUCCUCGCAUUUAAUGAAUCUCACGCUAUCUGGAGACUUUCUGUCCGACAACUUCCCCGAUAUCAAAUGGGUUGCAUUGACGAGUUUCGUUGUUACCGAGCAUCCUCCUCGACCGCACAUUCCAGCAGAUCAACUUGUUAGCAACAUGCCUCAUUUGCGCAACCUGGAACUACUUUUCACACCAAACCAUGUACUGGCAGACUUCCCCCCAUUCAAUAUAGGAGGGAGAACGCAAGCGCUACCGUCCAAGCUGUCGUCAUUAUCGCUCUCAAAUGUCAAUGAGCACGACCCCAUUUUCUCUGCGAUUCCUGACUGCAUUACCACACUCCGUCUGCUCGCUGUAACAGACUUGUAUCACCCGAAAACCCGUUAUUCAAACGCUUACUCGCACCGAUUACUACUUGAUACGCGCCCAUUGGCAAGUCCCCGCGCGGAAUCUGCCCUCAAUCACAUCCACAAUCUUGCUCUUCUGACCUCUUUCUCGGUCGCAUUGUACGAUGCGCCACCGAUGGGAAGCCUCAUCAGGGAAAUCGCCAACAAAUGCCCUGCUCUGCGUGAACUCGAAGUCCGCUGUUUGCCUCUGAACACGCAUAUGCUUCUAUCUAUGAUUGACUUCAAGACUGACAGCGAGCUCCUUCUCGCGUUGGGCGAGCUGCGGGCGCUUACACAUCUCACAUGGUUCGUCAGCACCCAUUCAUGCGCGCAAAACCCCGGCCCACCUGCCCACGCCGCGUACAAACUCUUCAGCGCCCUUCCCCAGCUUCAGACGGUCGUCUAUAAGUUUGGUAACUGUUACGAUGUCAGCUUGUUCUCUCCCGUUGUUAAUAUAUGGCACCGGGAACUACUCGACGGGCCGGAGCCAGCGCGGGUGGUCGGGGAGCUGGUCAACAUCCCAGUUUCUCAGGGUGAAUAUAUGCAGAGGCUUACCGAACUUUGGCGUCAGAAUCCAAUUAUCGAUACUUGA